GCGCCUCGCGCUGAUGAGAGGAUGUGGGCUGGUCCCCUCCCGGCACCCGUAGAACCCCCGUGGGUGACCUGGCCUUAGACGAUUACCUUCCGGGGCGGUGUGCGUCUCGGGGAGAAAGCGGAGCCGUGCGGUUCUUAAAAAUCCCCUUCUCGAGACUUCCGGAAUCCCUCUUCCGGCACCAGAAGUCUUUGUGUGUGUCUGUGCGUGUAGGAGUGUACCCUAAAAGUACGCCCCGCCAUUCUCCUUCUCCGCUCCCUCUUCUGCUACUUCCUCCUUGCUUUCUGGACCGGAAGAGUCCUGGAGCCAAAAUAGCUCGGCGGGCACUUCCGGGACAGGAGCCCAGGGUUCCGGGAGGGUGCUGGCAGGAGAGGGAGAGGCGGCGGCGGCGGCGGCAGCUGGAGGAUGAAGAAGGAGCAUGUGCUGCACUGUCAGUUCUCCGCGUGGUACCCGCUGUUCCGAAGCCUCACCAUCAAGAGUGUCAUUCUUCCACUUCCUCAGAAUGUGAAGGACUAUUUGCUCGAUGAUGGAACUCUGGUGGUUUCAGGAAGGGAAGAUCCACCAGCACGUUCUCAGCCAGACAGUGAUGAUGAGGCAGAAGAAAUACAGUGGUCGGAUGACGAGAACACGGCCACGCUCACGGCACCAGAAUUUCCCGAGUUCACUACCAAAGUCCAAGAAGCUAUCAAUUCCCUGGGUGGCAGUGUGUUUCCUAAGCUUAACUGGAGUGCCCCACGGGAUGCCUACUGGAUAGCAAUGAAUAGUUCUCUGAAAUGUAAAACCCUCAGCGACAUCUUUCUGCUGUUCAAGAGUUCUGAUUUCAUCACUCGUGACUUCACUCAACCAUUUAUUCAUUGUACUGAUGAUUCCCCAGAUCCUUGUAUGGAAUAUGAGCUUGUUCUUCGAAAAUGGUGUGAAUUAAUUCCUGGGGCUGAGUUCCGAUGUUUUGUCAAGGAAAACAAGCUUAUUGGUAUUUCUCAAAGGGACUACACGCAGUACUAUGAUCAUAUUUCUAAACAAAAGGAAGAAAUUUGCAGAUGCAUACAAGACUUUUUCAGGAAACACAUACAGUAUAAAUUCUUAGAUGAAGACUUUGUGUUCGAUAUAUACAGAGACAGUAGGGGGAAGGUGUGGCUAAUUGAUUUUAAUCCCUUUGGUGAAGUAACAGACUCACUAUUGUUUACUUGGGAAGAACUGAUUUCUGAAAGAAACCUAAAAGGUGAUUUUCGCGAAGGAGAUGCUCUGGAGCAGGAUUCUCCAGCUUUCCGUUGCACAAACAGUGAAGUUACCGUUCAGCCGAGUCCCUAUCUGAGCUGUCGACUGCCCAAGGACUUUGUAGAUCUCUCCACUGGGGAAGAUGCUCACAAACUCAUCGAUUUUCUUAAACUGAAAAGAAAUCAGCAAGAGGACGAAUGACCAGAGUGCCAGAGUUCAAGACCGAGUUACAGAGGAAACCACUGCUCCUUCGGGAGGCUGCUCAUGGUUCACGACUUCCUACUGACCCAGUCGGAUGGGGUGGGGUGGGCUAUGUGGAAAUCAGUAGCUUUUUAUAUUCAUGUAUAUUAAGCUGGAAAAAAAUGGAAGGACUUUGCUACUUGUAAAAAUAAUGUAAUAAAUAGAUCUUAAACAUAGGAAACCAUACUGUUCUGAUGAUAAAAUACUUUCUAUGAAAUAC
This is a messenger RNA of Ceratotherium simum simum (southern white rhinoceros), 1672 nucleotides long. RefSeq names its product cell division cycle 123 (gene CDC123). NCBI's taxonomy places the organism in Eukaryota, Metazoa, Chordata, Mammalia, Perissodactyla, Rhinocerotidae. Gene Ontology annotation, cellular component: cytoplasm. The record is from RefSeq and is a predicted model, not a curated record.